Clunio marinus is the source of this 273-nucleotide messenger RNA. The record is from the annotation of a GenBank genome assembly. Lineage: Eukaryota; Metazoa; Arthropoda; Insecta; Diptera; Chironomidae.
AUGCCACGCAGACAAAAUAUUUUGGAUGAGAUUGUUGACGACAUAAGUACUUCUCGUUAUUGCGAACUCAAAGAUAAAACUGAGAAAAGCUCUCGCAAAAACAAGUCCUUUUAUACUAUGUCUCACAUAUUUCAAGAUCAUCACCAUUGGCAACCAAAGGACGCUUUUCCGAAGCUUCAACGAGAGAAACAUAAACAAAUGUUCGGCUUUGAAAAAAUGAGAAAAUCACAUUGUCCACAUACUACUUUGCAAAAGAUUCAAAGAAAACAUUGA